This is a messenger RNA of Staurois parvus, 300 nucleotides long. Lineage: Eukaryota; Metazoa; Chordata; Amphibia; Anura; Ranidae. The record is from the annotation of a GenBank genome assembly.
AGUGGAGGCAGAGGCAGAGGGGGGUGGAGGACACUGAGUGGAGUCCAGUGGAGGGAGAGGCAGAGGGGGGUGGAGGACACUGAGUGGAGGGGGUGGAGGACAUUGAGUGGAGGCCAGUGGAGGGAGAGGCAGAGGGGGGUGGAGGACACUGAGUGGAGUCCAGUGGAGGGAUUGGCAGAGGGGGGAGGAGGACACUGAGUGGAGUCCAGUGGAGGGAUUGGCAGAGAGGGGUGGAGGACACUGAGUGGAGUCCAGUGGAGGGAUUGGCAGAGAGGGGUGGAGGACACUGAGUGGAGUCCA